GUCGAAGGUUUUUAAACUUUAUCUCUUGUGGUUAGCUAAUCAAUGAGCAAUCGAGUUUAGAAACUGGUAACUUUUCGAAGUUCAUAACAAAUGCUGGGUUUUAAUGGUAACAUUUAAAAUAGCCUCAAAGGAAGCUCUUUUUAUAUAUAUCUUUGGAUAUUUUAGGGCUUAUACGGAUACGCAUUUAGUUUUUAGUGUGCUUCUGAUUUUCCGACGUUUGAACAAUGUCUGACGUAGCGGUAGUCUACGAGUCACAAUCCGUAGAGGAGGAGUCCAGUUGCCCUUCCACUGCCACGCCGAGUAAAGUCAAGGAUAAUGAGAGUAAUGCCGUAAGUAACGCGUCCACUGAGGUAACAGCGGGCGAGGCGUCCGAGGAAGAUUACUAUAAGCCCAUCAAAAGGUUGUGUAUGAUUGAACUGAGGCCGGCUCCCAACCCUAACAAACCGUUGAAUUCGUUUUUUAUCAAAGAUAUUUUGAACCACAAAUCAAGUGUCCGGCGAUCCUCCAGCUUUUCCGAGAGGACGAUUGUACGUCCUUGGGACUUGCACACUUCAGACGCCGCCAGACGUCGGCCAAGAUCGGCAGAUGAAGAUUCUCGGUCUGAGAAGUCGGAAAGCGACACUCCAGAAAGUCCAGCCGCUACGUGCCUCCCAGCUUCACCCCUCGAUGCUCUCUUUGAAAUGACAAGCAAGGCGUUUGAAGGAUUAGAAGCUGGUAUAAAGUUAGAUGAAAGCCAAGACCACCUCAAUCUAUUCAGCAACCGACAACAACCCAAAAAGAAGAGAAAAUCCCGGACAGCUUUCACUAACCAACAAAUCUUUGAGCUAGAGAAAAGGUUUUUAUAUCAGAAAUAUCUAUCUCCUGCUGACAGAGACGAGAUUGCGCAGUCGCUGCGCUUAACGAACGCCCAAGUAAUCACGUGGUUUCAAAACAGGCGCGCCAAGUUGAAGCGGGACAUGGAAGAACUAAAGAAGGAUGUUGAGUCUGCUAAAGUUCAAAAAGUUAUUCUAAAUGACAUUCAGGAUUUCAGUCUUUUGAAGAAAUCUGAGUUGCAUGAAAACCAAGCCUAAAAGAGACCAGAUUUUGAAUAAGUACUGUGGUGAUAUUCGUGUAAAUAUAUAAAUAUAUAUGCAAAUAUAUUUACACACGUGUGGUGUAAUAGUCUUUGUACAUUAGUUGAUGUGGCAUUUUUAUUUAAUUAGCAACUUAAACAAAACAAAUAUACACAAUACCAUCUUAAGUAGUUCCUGAAAACGUGCUGUAGAACAUUAUUUUCUUAAGUUUUUGUACAUAACAGCCUUAACUUCGAUCGCAACUGAUUUGUUUUGUCUGGAGUACAUAACAAGGUUAUGCUCGUAUCCUUGUUUAUGACCGUGUAUCAAAAAGUUAAAUGUACUAAGUAGAAAUCGAGGAACUAAAGUUUGGAUCCUGUCUUGGUAUCGUUCCGAUAACGAACUGUUGUUGUACUUAUGUACUAAAACCUGUUGCCAUAUCGAUUAUAAAGUCAUGAAAUGCAGAGGAGAAUAGUAGAAGUGUAAAUAUUUUUUUUUCUAAGAAAAGAAUACUAAUUUAAAUAUUGGAAUA
Molecule: messenger RNA, 1584 nt
Organism: Limulus polyphemus (Atlantic horseshoe crab)
Lineage: Eukaryota; Metazoa; Arthropoda; Merostomata; Xiphosura; Limulidae
Product: transcription factor LBX1-like
Exons: 2
Coding region: 225-1070 (281 amino acids)
Biological process (GO): regulation of DNA-templated transcription
Molecular function (GO): DNA binding; DNA-binding transcription factor activity, RNA polymerase II-specific
Source: RefSeq, a predicted model, not a curated record